Anisakis simplex (herring worm) is the source of this 270-nucleotide messenger RNA. NCBI's taxonomy places the organism in Eukaryota, Metazoa, Nematoda, Chromadorea, Rhabditida, Anisakidae. The record is from the annotation of a GenBank genome assembly.
AUGGCCGCCAGAGGAGGAAAGGUUCAAAAGGUUAUGGUUCAACCGAUUAAUCUGAUAUUUCGGUACCUGCAGAAUCGAUCUCGCAUUCAGAUUUGGCUUUACGAGGACAUCACUCACAGAAUCGAAGGAUACAUCAUCGGUUUUGAUGAAUAUAUGAACGUUGUAUUGGAUGAAGCCGAAGAAGUGAAUCUAAAGACGAAGAAUCGAAAUAAAGUUGGUCGGAUAUUACUGAAGGGCGAUAAUAUAACGCUGAUUCAGAGUGUUAAUUGA